This is a messenger RNA of Populus euphratica (Euphrates poplar), 3179 nucleotides long. RefSeq names its product breast cancer susceptibility1 (gene BRCA1). NCBI's taxonomy places the organism in Eukaryota, Viridiplantae, Streptophyta, Magnoliopsida, Malpighiales, Salicaceae. Gene Ontology annotation, molecular function: ubiquitin-protein transferase activity. Gene Ontology annotation, biological process: positive regulation of transcription by RNA polymerase II; double-strand break repair via homologous recombination. The transcript is spliced from 14 exons. Gene Ontology annotation, cellular component: BRCA1-BARD1 complex; BRCA1-A complex. Bases 23 to 3073 code for a protein of 1016 amino acids. The record is from RefSeq and is a predicted model, not a curated record.
GGGAAUUUUCAGAAGAAGAAGAAUGAUAAGGAGCGCCGUCAGUGAGUCUUCUUCUCACUAUCAAACUUCAAUCCAGAGAGAAAGGCGAGCGAGUUACAAAAUGGGAGAUCCAACUCACCUCGAGAAAAUGGGCAGGGAGCUCAAGUGCCCCAUCUGCUUAAGUCUUUUUGACACUGCAGUCUCGCUUACAUGCAAUCAUGUUUUCUGCAAUUCAUGUAUUGUGAAAUCGAUGAAAUCAGGUUCCGAUUGUCCAGUCUGUAAAGUGCCAUACCGGCGCAGAGAGGUUCGCGCUGCUCCUCAUAUGGAUAACUUGGUCAGCAUUUACAAAAGCAUGGAAAUUGCUUCAGGAUUCAAUAUAUUCGUCACUCAGAAUCAACCACCAUCAACUAAAUUAUCAGAUGUACAAAAGCAAGUAGGAGACGAUACGGACCGUGGCAGAGAAGAUAUUGGUUGGAUUUGUCAGGAUAUGCUGGAGGAGCAACUUGAUAUAUCCAGACAAAAAGAUUCAAGGAAACUUGAUGAAUCCAACAUGGAAUUAUGUGGUCCCAUUAAAUCGAAACCUUCGUUUCCAACCAAGAAAAGAGUUCAGGUGCCACAAUGCUCUCUUUCAGGCACAUCGGCACAACCUGAGAAGCUACAAACUGGAUCAAGAGAAAUAAAAAAAUAUGACUUCAAAAAUGAUUCAUCAGUCUCAAGGAAGAACCCUGUUGUCGAUGGAAAGGGAGAGCGCAUGCUAUCGCCUUUCUUCUGGUUGAGAGAUGAAGAUGGAGAGAAGUCAAGUCAGCAUACUGACCUGGAUCAGCUUCUGGAUAUCACACCACCAAAUGUUCCUACUUUCAGUGAUAUCAAAGACUCAGAUGACGAAAACCCCCCUGAAUCAUCCUCGAAAGGGGCAGCGUGUGGCAACGAAUCACAUGUUGCAGAUUUUUUUGACAGUGAGAUGUUUGAAUGGACGCAACGAGCUUGCUCUCCUGAGAUUUUUUCAAGCCCAGCAAAGAUGCAGGCUGAAAAAACACACAAAGUGGAUGCAAAUACAAAUGAAGAACGUAGUGCUGAAAGCAAAAACUGCACCGAUACCAAACCGCGAGUGGGUAUUUCUGAAGACAUACUGGCCAAUCUAUCCUCUCCAAUAGUUAAAAGUGCAAAUUACCAAAUCGGGCGUAAUACUUCCAAGAAGAGAGGCAGGAAUGCUAAGAACACAACAUUAAGGAAUUGUGCUCGGAAGAAUGCAGAUAAGGAUGGUAGGUUGAAAGGAGAGAAUGUUUCUUCUGUUUCAGUUAGAGAAAAUUUGGACCAGGCUGAUGAAAACAAGGUUACUGGUCAGCUGUCUAUUUCAUUUGAUAAGAAACAAGGUCGCAGUAAUCUUAAAAGGAAGAAGAAUGGAAAAGAGAGUAGAAAGAUCAGUCUCCGGUGCAAGGAACGAAAGCUGGAUUCUGUUGAGAUAAACAUGAUUAAAGGAGUCUAUUCAAUACACAACCAAAUGGACAAAGAUGAACACGCCCAUGAUUACUUUUUACCCGUCCCUGUGCUUGAAGAUAAAAAGCCCUCAGAAGUCAAGGGGAAACCUGGCAAACAAGGGGAAGAAGUCAGGUCUGCAUUGUGUCCAGAACAUAAUCAAGAAUUAAAAUGUAAGAAAAACAUGGAAGUUUCAUUAGAUGGUAUCAUAGAAGAUGGAUUAGUCAAUGACCAUCAAGAAGGUGCUGACAAUGUCUUUGCAGAGGAAGCUCAGUCCACUGAAAAUAUUACCGGCAACACCGCAAGGGCAACUGAAUCUGCUGAGAAGGUUCAAGCCAGUCUUAAUACUGGAAUUCUUGAUGAUUUGGCAACAUUAAAGGAUCAUUGCCAAGAAAAUGGAGCGGCCAUGCUUAACUGCAAACUUAAUUAUAUUAUUCAAUGUGCUUUCUGUCUUUCUUCAGAAGUCUCAGAGGCUUCAGGAGAGAUGAUCCACUACAACAAUGGCAUACCUGUGGGGGCAGAUUAUAAUGGUGGAUCCAGGGUCAUACACUCUCAUAAAAACUGUGCUGAGUGGGCACCUAAUGUCUACUUCGAGGGUGAUAAUGCAAUUAACCUUGAAGCUGAAUUAGCUAGAAGUCGGAGAAUUAAGUGUUGCUGCUGUGGACUCAAAGGUGCUGCUCUUGGAUGUUACGAGAAGAGUUGUCGCAAGAGUUUCCAUGUUCCUUGCGCAAAGUGGACCCACCAAUGUCGAUGGGAUACUGAAAAUUUUGUCAUGUUAUGCCCUCUUCAUGCUUCUUGUAAGUUGCCUAAUGAAAGCAAACAAUCUCAAGAGAGGAGAAAAAACUGCAUUUCAAAAGGACAAACACCAAGGCAAUACAAUCAAGUUACUUUCAAACAUGACAUCAAUAUGCAUAAAAGUCGGAAAUCAUGUUUAACGGAUGACAAGUUGGUUCUUUGCUGUUCGGCUCUCACAGUUGGAGAAAAGGAAAUUGUUUCUGAGUUUGAGAGUUUAUCUGGAGUUACAGUCUUGAAGAAUUGGGAUUCAAGUGUCACUCAUGUCAUUGCAUCAACAGAUGAAAAUGGAACAUGCAGAAGAACCCUUAAAGUUUUGAUGGGUAUCUUGAAGGGGAAGUGGAUAGUGAACAUUGAAUGGGUCAAGGCUUGUAUCAAAGCCAUGAAAUUUGUUGAAGAGAUGCGAUAUGAAAUUACUGCUGAUGUUCACGGAAUCAGGGAUGGUCCACGAAAUGGAAGACUAAGAGUCCUGAACAAGCAACCAAACAUUUUUGAGGGAUUUAAGUUCUAUUUCAUGGGAGAUUUUAUUCCUUCUUACAAGGGAUAUAUACAAGAUCUUUUAGUUGCUGGUGGAGGAACAAUUCUGCACAGAAAACCCAUUUCGGGAGCCCAGGGAACCUUUGUACUGGACUCUGAACCUCCAACUUUCAUAAUAUACAGCCUCGAGAUGCCUGAUAAAUGGGAUCCUAGCAAGAAGAAUAUGAUAUUAAACCGAAGGCAGUCUGAUGCAGAAGCUCUAGCUAGUUCAACCGGAGCAAAGGCGGUAAGCAAUAAAUGGGUUUUGAACUCUAUAGCAGCCUGCAAAUUGCAAAGUUUGGCUCAAUAAUGCUGGAUUUGUAUUUCAAAAUUGGGAGCUCUGUACAUGUUUCAUCAAGACUUAGUUAUGAGCAUUGCCUCUUUCAUACAUCAAUUCACGAGCAGGUUUUACUCAA